Molecule: messenger RNA, 1627 nt
Organism: Adelges cooleyi (spruce gall adelgid)
Lineage: Eukaryota; Metazoa; Arthropoda; Insecta; Hemiptera; Adelgidae
Product: glutamate receptor ionotropic, kainate glr-3-like
Exons: 6
Coding region: 161-1513 (450 amino acids)
Cellular component (GO): membrane
Molecular function (GO): ligand-gated monoatomic ion channel activity
Source: RefSeq, a predicted model, not a curated record
CUCUCCUCAUGACAUGCCCAAUCAAUCUCUUCCUGUUGAACUAUAGUAGGAUAGCCCAUACCGCACCGGCAUAUAUCCGGCCGAACAUAAGCCUAUAUCUGGCCAGACAGCAGGCCCGCUAUCAAUAAGGGAGGACAAAUGCCUACUCUGCCUCCUCCAAAUGAUGCUACUGAGUUGUUUAACCGACAUGGAUGGAAAACUGAAGGUAAAAAACUUUCACGGCACUCGAAUCAAACUGUUGACGUUCAACAAUUCUUUGUUUGGUAAUGUCAUCGAAAACAAAGCCACCGGUAAAAUAGAGCUGGGCGAUGGAGUGGAAUGUCGAAUAUUCCUCGAAAUCUCCAAGAAGUUAAAUUUGACGGUUAAGCUGGUUUCGACGGACGAAAAAGAUAAAUGGGGUACUGUAUGGCCCAAUGGGACAUUGACAGGCGGGGCAACCAAAUUGUUGUAUCACAAAAAAGUAGACGUGGCGUUCGGUUCUUUGUGGAUCGAAUACUACCGAAGGAGAUUUGUGGACAUGACUGACUACUGGUCGUAUAUGUGCAUUAAGUUUCUCGUGAUCAAACCAAAGCCGUUGAAAGACAAAUGGAAUUUGCUAUUCAAGCCAUUCUCUUUGGGCCUGUGGGUACUGUUGUUUGCUUCUGCUACGCUGAACACUGUAACGUUAUGGAUGAUUGCAGUCGUCCAGAAAAAAAUUGGUUACAAACACGUCAAUAUCUUCACUUCGCUAUCGUCGUCCAUAUCUUGUAUCUUCGGAAUCACGUUGAUGACUAACAACCCGAUUCGUUCGCACCGAUUGGGUCCUAUCAGACAUUUGAUCAGCUGGUGGUAUUUGUUUGUGUUCGUCAUGACUACAGCGUUUUCCAGCGUCCUUUACUCAUACAUCACGUCACCAGAGUACUCUGAACCUAUAACUAGUAUUAAACAAAUGGUGAAUGAGGGUUACUCUUGGGGUCUUCCGUACCCACCACCCAUGCCGUUUUUACUGAAAAUAGAGGAUCCUUGGCACGUUAUGUUUAGCCAGAAAUUCAUUCCAGAACGGAACACUGCCGAUCGUAUUAAUCGGAUAAUGAAUGGCAAGUACGCGGUGCUGACCAAAUGCGUUAAAGACAAACACUUCAUGGAGGCACAGGACUUGCCGCCAUCGCUGCUCAACGACCUAAGAACAACCCGGUCUUGUGUGAAUACCUAUUACAUUGGAUUCGGCUUUAGUAAACAAUCGCCGUACCUGAAAUCGACCAACCUGGUAAUCAGACGGAUAGUAGAGAGUGGCAUCAUAGGAUAUUGGCUGAACAGAGUGUUUGAAGUAAGACUUCCUCCGGCCACGUUCGAGAGGGUCUACGAACAAAAGCCUUUGGCUGACAGAAAUGGCGACCCGUCGCCUCUUACUAUCCAUCAGUUUAGAGCCGUCUUGGUGGGAUGGUUAAUCGGUUGCUCUCUUUCUGUUAUAGUGUUCGUUGUUGAAUGCAAAUACGCUGAAAAACGCAAAAUCGUAAUUUUAAGAGUUACCUAAAACAAACACGAUCUUUUGCAGUAAGAAGACGACAUAGCAAAGAAGGCAAUUGAUUAUGCCAGUUUCUUCAUUACCUAAUAGUUACUAGUACCUAGUGAUUAAAUUUUGCGUCUG